Parastagonospora nodorum SN15 is the source of this 498-nucleotide messenger RNA. RefSeq lists its product as hypothetical. The transcript has 2 exons. NCBI's taxonomy places the organism in Eukaryota, Fungi, Ascomycota, Dothideomycetes, Pleosporales, Phaeosphaeriaceae. The record is from RefSeq and is a predicted model, not a curated record. The coding region runs from base 1 to 498 and encodes 165 amino acids.
AUGCAGAACUGCUCCCCACUCGACCAGAAGAGUGAACAUCUUUUCUUUGAGUUGGCACCUACGCAAGCAGCGCCCCUGCCCAUCCCCGAACUCUCUUCCUGUGUUCCUGGCGUCAUGCCAGAUAAAGAUGAUGUCUUUGCAGAAGAAAUCUGCAACAAUAAGCGUCUGAAGGGGGUGGAACGAGUCAGGCUCUGGCAGGCAUUUGAUCGCCCCCCUCGGUCAAUGUGCACAAAGAAGAGGUCAGCAGAAGUACGACAUCGACAGAUAUCCUUGGAGAAAACUUCUCGUGCCAACAGGGCUGCUUUCCAGAAGCGUUUUGCUGGCCAAUUGGUCAAGAGUCGAGAUCUCGGACAGAGUGCCGUCGGAACUUGCAACAGCAGGAACAGCGUCAGGCCGAACCUCUUCUCAUACGAUGAGGCACAGUUUUGCGACAUGGAGAAGUACAAGCUUCACCCUCAGUGCGAGGGUCACGCGCACACGGAAUGUUUUGACGAGUGA